AUGCCUCGCGCUGGCCUGCGAUCGGCGGCAGCGAGUGAGCCACAGACAACCAAUCGAAAUCCGGCGUACAAACGCAAUCCGACCCCAGAACGCCAAGAUUUCGACGGGAGAAGCAAUGGGGGAAGCAAUGGGAGAAGCAAUGGGAGAAGCAAUGGGAGAAGCAACGGGAGAAGCAACGGGAGAAGCAACGGGAGAAGCAACAGGGAUGGUCCUGGACGAACGAAGAGAAUGCCACAGUCGCGGCAUGGUGCACGCCGUAUGCAAACUCGGGCGGCUACUCUUCUCAAAAGGGAGGCAGAAAUGCAGUAUUCGGGGAAGAAGCGGGCCGGAAUAAGUGAGGAAUCGCAGAACCCCCCGCCCAAACGACUUGGUCUUCGCAGCCAAGGUCGAGAGCAGCAAGACACCACGGCUGAGAACGGGGUAUCAGACGAGGAGGAUGACGGCGACGGGCUGUAUUUCGACCCGACUCUUUUGGAUGCCGUCAACGCAAAGGCCGGAUUUCACAGAGAGGAGUCGUUCUCAGAGAAGUCGCAGGGUAUUGAUGAGCAGGCGACCGAGCAGCAGCUCGAAAUCUUUGCCUUGGAUUCGUACGAGUACGAGCCCGACGACAGGCAGGAGCGGCUGGAAUCCGAGUCAGCUUUGACGUCCCCCCCAAAACACGUUCGGGUCGAGGCGAGGUCGCCGGGCGAUGGCACUGUCGAUGGACCAGCACGCAAGUUGCGUCGUGGACGGGCCGCAAGGGUGAAUCCAGAGACGAAGACGGCAAAUGCAGCGAUGGAGAAGGGUACAGCGCUUCGGGGGGCGGCAGAUGACGAUAAUGUUGAUAUCGAUUCGGGGCAUGACGACGGCCCGCACGCACGGCACAGCAACGAUGGGCUCUGCCGUGAAGGAUAUGCAGACGAAGGAAUGAUAUACAGCAACAACGCCGAUGAUGCGAUACCCGAUUCAGAGGAUGAUGGCCAUGUUGACGUUGGGCUGCGCGAUGCAGAUCAAGCCGAGGACCGAAUUUGGGACGACUUGCACAUCAUGAUACUCGAUUCGGAUGUCGAAAAGGGCGGAAAAAUAAUACCCGGUGAAGAUGGACGAAAUGAACCCCUCCAUUUCGUUCACAUCCAAUCCGAGCCGCUUCCCUCGAUGCUCCUGCUCAUGGGCCUGCGUGGUUGGACGGCAGAGUCGAAGGGAUAUGCCGACAAGCUACUUCGCCGUCCUUUGGAGAGCAACGACGAGUGGUGGAUGCGCAAUGAAGAGUUCCUAGAGAAUCGGAUGUGCGAGACGCUGUACCGCAGAGUCCAGCAUAUUGCCAGUUUCUAUCAGCGUGUGCCAAGGGCGCCGGAAUUCGAAGCGCAGGCCGAGCAUAUCCGGCUCGGCCAUGAUGAUAUUCAGGACGCCGUCCUCGACGGCUGCAAGUUGGUGAAAUAUUUGGCAGCCUAUGAUGGAGAUUCCAGCGGCAGCAUGGCUUCGGAUUGGAGCCAAACGAUGACGAGGAGCCUUUAUCGAAGAAUCAUUCCCAUCCUAGUCUUGUGCAUGAGGGAAGUGUUUUUGGCGGGAACGACAUCCGCAUCGGACGACGACGGGCCGUUGCCGGUUACGGGGGCCUUUACGAUGUUCACGCUACAACCCCUGCUGCUCCUGUCAGGCUGGAUCGGCAUCCUCUACGAGGCGAUGACCCGCUCGCUCGCGCAGAAGCCGUCGUCGCCGACGACGACGGCCGACGAGAAGGAACAGAGGUCGUUGGCGAAGGAGGAUGACAACCGCAAGCUGCUGCGGAGGAGACGAGACACGUUCCACGAGACGUUGGAAGAGGCAAGAACGAGACUGGGGGGUCGGACCGGUGCCUCAAGACAAGCGGACGAAGAGGUGGCGGGCAUCCGCCACAGGCAGGAAGCGCAAGCGAGGAGUGCGCAGGACGAACUCGGAAAGACGAGGACGAGGUUGCAGAUGGAGCGGGAAGAGCUGAUCAGGACAGAGCGGAUGGUGCUGAAGGCGGAGAAGGAGAGGGCGCGCAAGGCUCACGAGAAACGAGAGGCGCAGUUGCAACGGUUUAUGGCGUCAGCGCGGAGAAUACUCGACGGCCGAAUGAAGAAUGGGCCUUGGGAGCGCCAAAGCCAGGAGGAGAGGUAUCUGGCGAAGCACGGAUGGCACCUGUGGGAAGACGAGAGGUUACUUGACAAGCUGAAGGACAGCAAGUCACCUCCGAUUCACGCGCUAUCGCAUCAAGAUCUCGAAGCGGUGAUGCCGCAGCGGUCUCUCGAGGAGAUUGCCAAGCGCGUGUCGUACCUGAGGAACAAGAUGCGGCUCCUUUACGAAGUGCAGAAGCAGGAGCCGCCAUGGUGGUGCUCUCACGGGUCGGAUCAGGAUUGA
Molecule: messenger RNA, 2361 nt
Organism: Drechmeria coniospora
Lineage: Eukaryota; Fungi; Ascomycota; Sordariomycetes; Hypocreales; Ophiocordycipitaceae
Exons: 1
Coding region: 1-2361 (786 amino acids)
Source: RefSeq, a predicted model, not a curated record